Molecule: messenger RNA, 794 nt
Organism: Drosophila eugracilis
Lineage: Eukaryota; Metazoa; Arthropoda; Insecta; Diptera; Drosophilidae
Product: EF-hand calcium-binding domain-containing protein 1
Exons: 3
Coding region: 112-765 (217 amino acids)
Molecular function (GO): calcium ion binding
Source: RefSeq, a predicted model, not a curated record
GAAAGAAGCAACACGUAAAACACAAAAAAAUAAAAUAAAAUCAAUCUUAGCAAAAAAAUAAAAUAGGAAAAAUAAUCUCAAAAUAAGAAAAAAUAAAUCAAAGAUAGAAUAAUGGAAAAUCUAGACGCGACCAUUGGUAACAUGGAGAACAGCCGAUUUGCGGCCCUUUAUGGGAGUUUGAUCAAGGAGUUGGCCGCAACUUCGGCGCUGUCCCAGACGGACAUCACCUGUUUGCUUGUCGUUUAUUACAAAUUCUCGAAGGCCAAUGGGCCUAACUGCAAGAAGAUGACCAAGAAGCAGUUCUACCAGAUCUUCCUCGUUCUCUUCAACGUGGCCAACACCCAGGUCAUUGAGCGAACUCUGCUGGCCAUCACAAAGGACACGAAGUACGUGAGUCCACAGGCUUGGAUACAUCUCUUUGAUCUCUACACAACCAAGGACAUCCAAAAGCGUAUGAAAUUUGCCUUUGAGGUCUAUGACACGAAGGGUACUGGCGUCAUUGAUCGAGAGCAAGUGGGCGUUGCCUGUGAAUCGUUUUUCUAUGGCCAAGACGAGGAUGAACUCAACGAACUCAGGGCGGACAUGACUGAGUUUCUCAUGAAGAAGUUUGAUCUGGACAGGGACGGUGUGAUUUCUUUCGAGGACUAUUCCACUGUCGUCGAACAGCAGCCAAUUUUAGUCGAGUUUUUGGGCUGGUUAUUUCCCUCACAGGAAGACAAGAAUCUUGUAGCCCAUUGCGUUAACCUGCAAUUGAAUCUUAAUUAAGUAAAUCGAUUGAAGUGACUUUAAAAUUA